This is a messenger RNA of Anopheles coustani, 1794 nucleotides long. RefSeq lists its product as uncharacterized. The record is from RefSeq and is a predicted model, not a curated record. Bases 1 to 1794 code for a protein of 597 amino acids. NCBI's taxonomy places the organism in Eukaryota, Metazoa, Arthropoda, Insecta, Diptera, Culicidae. The transcript is spliced from 12 exons.
AUGGUCAAAUUCUCGAUGUUGGCAGCGCUGGGCGUGCUGGCGCUUUUCACAGUGGCGCGUGCGAUGCCACAACCUGGCUCCGACUCGUCUUCGGAGAUGCCGAUCGAGGCGCAUGAAUUGAUGGACGAGAUGACCUGGAACCCUAAGGCUAUGGAGGAGUCGCCCGAAAACAAUGAAAUUUGGGAGGAUGACCAUGUGAUGAGCCCAUACAAAUACUCAGAUGUGGUCCACGAUGACGAAGCAGAGUCGAUUAAAGCGGCGAAGAUGUGCGCCGAUACUGUGGUCGAAUUGAAAAUCUUAAUGUCGUUCAUCGAAACGCUAUCCUACGAGAUUCGUUAUCAAUUCUUCCCUCUGUACUGCUCACGGCUGGAAAAAAUUACUUCGUGUAUGGACGAUGUGCUCAAGGCCGCCAGAUUCGACUUCGAGAAAGACGUUUUCAUCAUCGUCAAGGCACUGGCGGACAAGUAUCCGGAUUUGGUUGAUCUGAUUUGCCAAAAUCAUGGCGAAAUGAUCUUCAAGCUGGCCGAUCCAACAACCAAGAAAUGUGUGGAAAAAUUAUGGGGCGACGUGAUGGAGCAUAUGGUACCGUUUGUUUCUGAGCCCAAGUUGAUUUCACACCUGACGCAAACUCAAUGCGAAACCUUCUCCCAACUGAGACAGUACAUCGAGGCUAAGCUGAACGUUUGCAAGGCCCCGGACCUAGUGAGCGUGUACGAUCUGUUCCAUAACACGCUGUUUAGCGUCACUACGUGCCGCAAUUACGUGUUGACAGUGUCGGAGACUGACCUUUUGGCAGUGGCGCAUGCAAUGCCACAAUCUGGUUCCGACUCGUCUUCGGAGGAUUCGGUUGAUUCCCGUGAAAUUAAGCAGGAGUCGCCCGAGACCUCUGGAUUUAUGGACGAUAUCCAUGUGACGAGCCGAAACAGCAGUGACUCAAAUGAGGCCCACGAUGGCCAGACAGAGGAGCUUAAAGCGGAGAAUAUGUGCGCGAAGACUACGGUCAAGUUGGAAAACUUAAUGUUGGACAUCGAUACGCUAUCCAACGAGACUCGUACGGCAUUCUUCUCUCAGUACUGCCCAAGGCUGGAAAGAACUGCUUUAUGUAUGAUCGAGGAUCUGAAGGCCAAAAGACCCAACUUCGAGGAAGACGUUUUCAUCAUCUUCAAGGCACUGAGGGACAACUACCUGGAUGCGGUUGAUAUGGUUUGCAAAAACGAUGGAGAAAUAAUCUUUAAGCUGGCCGAUCCGACAACCAAGAAAUGUGUGGAAAAACUAUGGGACGGCGUGAUGGAGCGUGAGGAACGGUUGAAAAUUGAGAAUGAGCAUUGGGACAUAUCAAACCUGACGAAAGCUCAAUGCGAAGCCUAUUUCGAAAUGAGGAACUACAUCGAAGAUAAGCUGAACGUUUGCAAGAUCCCGGACCUAGUGAGCGUGAACGAUCUGUUUUACAACACGCUGUUCAGCGUCACUACGUGCCGCAAUUACGUGUUGACAGUGUCAGAGGCCGACCUUUUGGCAGUGGCGCAUGCGAUGCCACAAUCUGGUUACGACUCGUCUUCGGGGGAUUUGGUUGAUACCCGUGAAAUUAAGCAUGAGUCGCCCGAGACCUCUGGAUUUAUGGACGAUAUCCAUGUGACGAGCCGAAACAGCAGUGAAUCAGAUGAGGCCCAAGAUGACCAGAUAGAGGCGAUGCUAGAGGCGAAGAUGUGCGUGAAGACUGCGUUCAACAACCGUUUCUUGUCGGACAUCGAUACGCUAUCCAACAAGACUCGUACGGCAUUCUUCUCUCAGUAG